Messenger RNA from Pestalotiopsis fici W106-1, 1272 nucleotides. RefSeq lists its product as uncharacterized. The coding region runs from base 1 to 1272 and encodes 423 amino acids. Gene Ontology annotation, molecular function: transaminase activity; pyridoxal phosphate binding. The record is from RefSeq and is a predicted model, not a curated record. NCBI's taxonomy places the organism in Eukaryota, Fungi, Ascomycota, Sordariomycetes, Amphisphaeriales, Sporocadaceae. Gene Ontology annotation, biological process: amino acid metabolic process; biosynthetic process. The transcript is spliced from 4 exons.
AUGCAGGGCUACGGACUUUCAGCACGAGGUGCUGCUAAUGUUGACGCUGUCUGGCCACGCAUCAGCAAGGCUGCCACGGAGCGAGAGCAUGCUGAGCAACCGUGUAUCGAUCUAGCCACCUCAGAGAACUGGCUGAUCCGAAAGGAGCUCAUUGAUUUCUACAAGAAGGCCGUACAGGAUGGUUUAAGUGAUAGACACCUCUCGUACCAGAACGGGUUGGCGGGGGAUACCGAUCUUCUAGAGGCUCUCGUGGGGUUCUUCAACUCGUACUUUCGCCCAUGCAUCCCGGUGACACAGGAGCAUCUUUCCACUGCCCCAGGGUCGACAUUCUGCCUCGAUUCCCUGCUGUACAACACGUGCGAGGCAGGAGACGGUCUUCUUAUUCUUACACCGUGCUGGAGUGGAUUUGACUGGCUGGUGAGCGUCAAGUCAGGCGUGCAACCCGUGUUCGUCACUUUGAACAACCUUGAGGGUGCCCUAACGUUGGAGGUGAUUCCAGCACUAGAAGCCGCCUUCUCAUCCUCCCCCCAUCCGGUAAAGGCUCUUCUAUUCACAAACCCGAACAAUCCCAUUGGCCAGUGCUAUCCGGUGGAGGUUAUUAAGGAUGUCAUCAGGUUUUGCAACCAGAGGAAGAUCCACCUCAUUUCAGAUGAGAUUUACGCCUUAUCUAGCUUCCAGAAUCCUGAAUUAAAGGACCCCACGCCUUUCGUGUCAAUCUUGGAACUCGACAUCAAAGCUUUGGGGUGUGAUCCAUCACGUGUUCAUAUGAUAUGGAGCACUAGCAAAGAUCUUGGCUCCAGCGGUAUGCGGAUGGGCUGUUGUGUUACCCAGAAAAACCGCCCACUAGCUACGGGGCUGGCAUUGACGUCAACUACACAAAUGUCGUGCCUCACAGCUAUUGCAACCGCCAGCCUACUAAAAUCGCCCGAGCUCCCACGGCUGCUAGAGCUGAAUUCCCAACGCCUCGCCGAUGCGUAUCAGCGCACUACUGCCAUUCUCAAGAGCCAUGGCCUUCCAUAUAUACCGGUCAACCAUGGCCCGUUUGUGUUCUUCCGCAUAGAUCCCAAUGCACAGACGUCGGAAGAGGAGGCAAAAAUCAUCCAGAAAUGUAAACAGGCCGGCGUUACAGUGUCCGCAGGUCGAAGCUAUCAUUUGCCGGAGGCGGCCAAGGGCUGGGCGAGAAUGAACUUUGCCAUUGCACCCGGCGUUUUGGAUGAGGCUCUGGGUCGGUUUUGUAGUGGUCUAGAAUGUAGAGAACUCAAUUCUAGUUGA